AUGUUGGGUGCUGUUCGUCGUCAGGGCCUUGCGCAGGCUCUCAGAGCCUGCGCUCCCCGAUCCAUCUCCGUCAGAGCAACACCGCAGGUGCUGAGAUGGCAACGACCGUCCGCGGCCACAUUUCCCUUUGCUAGUCGUUCGAUCUAUUCGUCGCCGUCUCUGCGAAAUGCUGCUUCCGGUUCUGGUGCCGCCGCGCAGGCGCAGGUGGAGGAACCAUUCGAACAAACCCAGGAUCGGAUCACCGAGUUUGAGGAUCUGGCAGCAAGGCAGUUGGUCAGCCCGAAGAUCAUCGACAAUAUUACGAAGGGGAUGAAUAUCAAGACUAUGACUGAAGUUCAGAGCUUGACAAUCAAUGAGACCCUUAAGGGCGAUGAUGUAUUGGCCCAGGCCAAAACUGGUACUGGAAAGACCCUUGCCUUCCUUGUUCCCGUCAUGCAGAACAUCCUGAAAGACAAGUCUCUCGAGAGACGCAGUUCCGACAGACGCGGCUUUGGCAGAUCGACGCCUACUGACAUCCGAGCCAUUAUCAUCUCCCCAACCCGUGAGCUUGCCGAACAAAUCGCAGUCGAGGCGCGCAAACUCGUCUCAAACACCGGUGUCGUCGUACAGACCGCAGUUGGAGGAACACAGAAGAGAGAGGGCCUGCGACGCAUCCAAUACCAAGGCUGCCAUGUUCUCAUCGGCACGCCAGGCCGUCUGAACGAUAUCCUCUCGGACCCUUUGAGCGGCGUCAAGGCCCCUAAACUGAGCGCUUUCGUCCUGGAUGAGGCUGAUCGUCUUCUGGAUGAUGGUUUCGCCCCGGCCAUCGAAGAAAUUCAGAAUCUUCUGCCAGACCCAAUGAACGUUGACCGCCAGACGCUCAUGUUUUCUGCGACUGUCCCGCGCGAAGUCAUGCGUAUGGUCCGUCGGACUAUGAAGCCUGACUUCAAAUUCGUCAAGACGAUUCCGGAUGACGAAGUGCCCACCCACAUGUCGGUUCCGCAGAAAGCGGUCUACCUCAACGGACUGGAGAAUAGCCUGCCUGCUGUGCUUGAGCUCGCGAAGAGCUACGUGGAGAAACAGAAGCAGGAUCCCAACCUGCGACCAUUCAAGGCAAUUGUCUACUUCAACUCCACGGCGCAGGUCAGUGUGGCAUACGAAUCCUUCGCCGGAUUGAGGAAUGACCCGAAUGACCGCCGAAGUGGCCACCCUCUUGGACGGAUGUUUUUCUACGAGAUUCACUCUCGUCUUACGCAGAGGAGACGUACUCAGUGUGCCGAUGACUUCCGCAGAUCGACGUCCGCUAUCUUGUUUUCGUCGGAUGUCACUGCUCGAGGAAUGGACUUCCCCGAUGUCACUCACGUUAUCCAGGUCGGUGUCCCGCGUGACCGCGAAACAUACAUCCACCGUCUUGGACGUACUGCCCGUGCGAACAAGACUGGAGAAGGCUGGAUCCUUAUCCACGAGGCAGAAGAAUCCGCUUUCCGCCAGAAGAUCGGUGAUCUGCCUAUCAAAGAGGAUACCAGUGUCUCUACUGCCGGUGUCAACAUGAGCAGAGAGAACCAGCAACUGCCUGAGGCGACUGCUGAGACUCUCUCUCAGGUCGGCGCUUCGAUGAAGACGAUCCCGUAUAAAACAAAGAGCGACUCGUACAGGGCACAGCUUGGUACACUCACUUCCGUCAUCCAGAGUCGGAGACUGAUGAUCAAAAUUCUCAACGACCUUGCUAAGUUCGGCUACGGUCUUAGCGAACCACCAGUUCUGUCCCCCAUGUUGGCCCGCAAGAUGAACCUGGAACUAGUUCCCGGUAUCAACAUUGGACAUGAAGACCCAGAGGAUGAUGGUGACGUACGCGGUGGGUCUCGUUUUGGCCGUGAUGGCAGAUCCUCUCGUUUCGACUCCGGCGACCGCAAAUUCGGCCGCGACGGAUUCUCCCGUCACGGAGGUCGCUCUGAUGGAGCACCCUGGGCAGGACGAGGCCGAACUAACCGCCGCUCGGACGACUUUUAG
Molecule: messenger RNA, 1989 nt
Organism: Paecilomyces variotii
Lineage: Eukaryota; Fungi; Ascomycota; Eurotiomycetes; Eurotiales; Thermoascaceae
Product: putative ATP-dependent RNA helicase mss116, mitochondrial
Exons: 2
Coding region: 1-1989 (662 amino acids)
Cellular component (GO): mitochondrion
Molecular function (GO): nucleic acid binding; ATP binding
Source: RefSeq, a predicted model, not a curated record